AUGGAAACGUUGAAAAGAGAGAUAUUGCUCGAACAUCUAAAAACGCACCUUUCAGAAGUUCAAUUCAAGAGCUUACGACAAAAUGAAAUUGAACUAGACGACCAAGAAAAACUUCGUCAAAUGCAAGAAAUUCUAGAAAAAGAUCCCGCGCUGUUUCUUACAAAAUGGGGAAGAUUUCUACCAAAAGAACAAUUACAAAAUUUUUACUCCUUACGAGGCGAUUAUGAAGUGAACUGGCUUUUAGACCAUUUACAGCGUGAUAAAAACAACAAUUCACCGGAAACAAUUUCACGUAACCUCUCUCCCUCACAACGAAAAGAUAAAAAAAUAAUAAACAGGCGGUUCAAGUAUUUGCUCAAUAACCUAGAGAAUACCUCUUAUUUUAGCGAUGAGGCCAUGGAAAUGCGUGAACCUUUACUGUAUGAAGAGUAUAUUGGAAAGUAUAUACCAGAGGAGGAGAGGUAUCCACCUUUUUCGGAUGAAGUUGACCUCGUAGAGCGUAUAUAUUACGAUAUAGAUCAAAAUAAUAUACGUGAAAGAUUGCAAUAUCAAAAAAUGAUUCAAGAAGAGCAAAUGCAAGAAGAGGAAGAUGACGAAGAUGAAGAAAAUGAAAAAGAAUAUAAAAGUGCCGAAAACGAGGCAAAGACUGUAGCGAAUCUUGCAAAAUUACAUAUAACUGAUGAUGAAAAGGAAAAGACAAUAAUAUCUGAUGAUGAAAUAAUCAAACAACAAGCCAAGGAAGUGGACACGAACGAGGAAAUGAAUAAUAAUCAAAGACACUCCAACUCCAACAUUGAUAAAAACAUAGAGAAUUUAUCUACCGAAGAACUUAAUGAAUUACGAGAGGAACUUAUUGACAUUAUGCGCGGAAAGUUCAUCUCUGGAAAUGACACGGAAUUCGAUUAUGAUCAAAUUGAUUAUAAUGAGGAAUUUGAUAAUACCGAUCAGGAGACUAAUGAUAUUCAGGAUAAUUAUUUUGAUAAAGAGGAGCCAAAUGAUACGACAGAAAAUAACCAUGAUACAGGAAUUCUCGAUUACUAG
This is a messenger RNA of Ambispora gerdemannii, 1041 nucleotides long. Lineage: Eukaryota; Fungi; Glomeromycota; Glomeromycetes; Archaeosporales; Ambisporaceae. The record is from the annotation of a GenBank genome assembly.